This is a messenger RNA of Auanema sp. JU1783, 411 nucleotides long. NCBI's taxonomy places the organism in Eukaryota, Metazoa, Nematoda, Chromadorea, Rhabditida, Rhabditidae. The record is from the annotation of a GenBank genome assembly.
AUGCUGGCGAAUAUGAGCUCCUUAUACCUGCUGGCCAAUGAUUCUACGCACGAAAGACGAUUUGAUGGAAAUCUGCAAUUACAACAGGAUUUUCGUUGGAGACCGUGCUAUGGUGUUUUGAAGGAUAACCUUCUAUUUGUUUACAAUAAAGAAACUGAUGAGAAACCUUUUCAAAUAUUAAUCAUCGAAGACUGUUUCAUCGAACUGUGUGAUGAGAACCGAAUAGGCAAAGAUUUUACAUUUGAAAUCAAGUUCAAAACAACAGGAAGGAGUUUUGUCUUUGCUGCUGAAAACUUUAAGGGGCUGGAAAAAUGGGUCUCUAUGUUAACUAUUUCACCUGUGGAUUAUAUUAAUUUAUCCAAGCAAUCAUUUUCUGAACAAAUCAGUUUACAAAAUCAAAGUUCUAAUUGA